This is a messenger RNA of Hippocampus zosterae (dwarf seahorse), 1380 nucleotides long. RefSeq names its product high mobility group protein B1-like. Gene Ontology annotation, cellular component: nucleus. Lineage: Eukaryota; Metazoa; Chordata; Actinopteri; Syngnathiformes; Syngnathidae. The record is from RefSeq and is a predicted model, not a curated record. Gene Ontology annotation, molecular function: DNA binding, bending. The coding region runs from base 322 to 933 and encodes 203 amino acids. The transcript is spliced from 5 exons. Gene Ontology annotation, biological process: regulation of transcription by RNA polymerase II.
AGCGCCACGCCGUCCCGCUCCAGACAAGCAGCCAACCGUCCCGCCGGUACAAGUGGCCGCUUGCCCAAUUAGACACUCGCGGGGGGCUCGGCGGCAGCCAAUGUCCGCCGGCUGCAAGGCUGCCGACAAUCAGGAUAAACACGCGAGCAUCAUCAUCAUCAUCGCGCACUCGCAUCGUGAUUUUUGUCCCAUUGUCUGAGACGACACACGUACACGCGCGACUACUCGAGGUAAGCCGUCGCUUGUCACGAACUUGUUGGAUCGCGUCGGGUUGAGUGCAAGCCUUUACCGCGGAGCGCGUUGCCCGUGUUCUAAGGGAAAAUGGGGAAGGAUCCAAAGAAGCCGCGGGGCAAAAUGUCCUCUUAUGCCUACUUUGUGCAAACGUGCCGAGAGGAGCACAAGAAGAAGCAUCCUGAAGCCAGUGUCAACUUUGCAGAGUUCUCCAAGAAAUGCUCAGAGCGAUGGAAGACAAUGUCCCCGAAGGAGAAAGGCAAAUUUGAAGACAUGGCCAAGCAGGACAAGGUGCGCUAUGAGGCCGAGAUGAAGAACUACAUCCCCCCCAAGGGACAAAAGAUGAAGCGCUUCAAGGACCCAAAUGCUCCCAAGAGACCCCCGUCGGCCUUCUUCCUAUUCUGCGCCGACUUCCGCCCGAAGGUGAAAGGCGAGCACCCGGGGCUGUCCAUCGGCGACACGGCCAAGAAGCUGGGGGAGAUGUGGAACGGCUCGUCCAUGGAGGACAAGCAGCCCUACGAGAAGAAGGCGGCCAAGCUGAAGGAGAAGUACGACAAGGAUAUCGUGGCCUAUCGCACCAAGGGCAAAGUGGAUUCCAGCUCAGCGGCUGCAGCGGCGGCGGCGGUGGCGGACGAUGACGAGGAGGAGGAUGAGGAAGAGGAGGGAGACGACGAUGAAGACGAGGAGGAUGAUGAUGAGUAGGCGAGGGAGACGGGAGGGGAGGAAGAAAGUGGGGGAGGGACCUGAAUUUUGUCCAUGCCAGAUAACCAACCACAAUGUACUCAAGCCACCAUGUUGACGUCCAGAUGGAACAUGUGUAUAUUUAAUGUUUUUAAGAUGUACUGUACAGUGUUGAGGAAAAAACAAACGCCACAUAUCUUCCCUUUUGGGGACUUUUCUUGUGCUUGUUUUUUCUCCCCCCGCCAGCAGGACAGUAUUAAGUCCGCUGCAGGUGUUCCCUCUCGCUCGGAAAUGAGAUUUCCCAGUUUUGAUUGUAAGGUCUUGUUUUUAUUUUGAAAAGUCUUCUUUUCCACGUGCCAUCCUCCCUGUCAUUUUUUUAUUUUGUUGGAAUCCCACCAAAAUAUCAACAAAGUGCAGCUGUCGACAUUCAAGAAUGUCCUGUCGUAAAAUAAAUGUUUUUCUGUUGUU